This is a messenger RNA of Diachasmimorpha longicaudata, 4300 nucleotides long. RefSeq names its product splicing factor Cactin (gene cactin). Gene Ontology annotation, molecular function: protein binding. Lineage: Eukaryota; Metazoa; Arthropoda; Insecta; Hymenoptera; Braconidae. The transcript is spliced from 9 exons. Bases 467 to 3931 code for a protein of 1154 amino acids. Gene Ontology annotation, cellular component: cytoplasm; spliceosomal complex. The record is from RefSeq and is a predicted model, not a curated record. Gene Ontology annotation, biological process: mRNA cis splicing, via spliceosome.
AGGCUUUAUGGGAUUUUCAAUUAUUUAUUUAAAAAUAAAGGAAAGACUAACGAAAUAUUUUACUGUUAGUCCAAACGACAGGAAACUUAUUACAAACGAUAGAAUUAGUGCAUUUUGUGAAAGGAAAUCAUCUGUCGGCUAUGAAGAUAUGAAUAUUUUUGGGGCUGCCAGCUGCCAGACUUGGUGGUAGCGCCUCUCACCGUCGACAGCGGCCAUUUUGUCACGAGACUGUGCGCAGUGACGCCUAUGGCGUCCCGAGGAAGUAGUCGAACUGUUUUGGACUAAAACCGAUGGCAUAUUGGAGACUGCACUCAGUUGUGAAAUGCAAAAUCGAAGCUGUUGACGAGUGAACCUUUCGAUUUUAGGUUAGGAUUGUGAAAAAACUACUGAACGUGUGUUGACGUUUGUCAUCGAGUGCCUUGAGCCCUUGAUUUUGGCCAGUUUUUCGUGAUUUUGAGUGACAAAUAUGGGGAGGGACUCGAGGAGAGGUGAUGAUAGCAGAGGUCGGUCUAGAGAACGGGAUCGAAGGCACCACGAAGUGAAGUCGAGUCAGCGGGAUCGGGAGAGGAAUUACAGCCCGGGGAGGUCGAAGUCGGAAUCGAAAUCAUCUAGGAGGAGAGAGCAGACCAGGAAAAAGUCCAAACGGAGGUCCUCGAAGUCCAGAGAUGGGGGAAGAUCUUGGAAGCAUAACAGUCGGAGGAGGUCCUCAUCAUCAUCAAGCUCAUCAUCGUCAUCAUCGACGUCUUCGAACUCUUCAGCAGAUUCCACAAAGCUUUUGAAGAAGCUUGAGAGACAGCGUCUGAAACAACUAGAAGAGCGAAAGCGUCAGAAAGAAUUGGAGAAAGCCACUGAGACCCCCGAGGAGAAGCGUCUGCGUCGUCUGAAGAAAAAAGAAGCGAAAGAGCGUAAAAGAAAGGAGAGAAUGGGAUGGGACAACGAUUACCUCCACUACACGAACACAGACAAUCCCUUCGGCGAUGGGAACCUCCUCUCCACAUUCGUAUGGUCCAAGAAACUGGAGAAAGAGGGUCUUCUUGGUGUGAGUCACGAGACUCUGGAGCAGAGAAAUCGUCAUAAACAGGAGGAGAACAAACGUGAACUGGAGAAAGUGAAGAAACGUCGACAGGAAAGAGAACUGGAGAGACAACAGAGAGAAGAGGAGAUGGCUCUGCUUCAGAGAGGAAAAGAGGCAGCGCAAUUGGAACAGUGGGCAAAACAAGAGGAUCAGUUUCACCUGGAGCAAGCCAGACUGAGAUCUAGAAUUCGUAUUCAGGAUGGACGUGCCAAGCCAAUUGAUCUCCUAGCGAAGUACAUUAGUGCAGAAGAGGAAGUAGAUGCUGUGGAGAUGCACGAGCCUUACACUUACCUCAGGGGGCUCCAGGUGAAGGACCUGGAGGAUCUCAUCGAAGAUAUCAAGGUCUAUAAGGAACUUGAGAGGGGUGGCAAUUUGGAUUACUGGAAUGACAUCACUGUCAUCGUGGAGGACGAACUUUAUAAACUGAAGAAACUUGAGAGAUCUGAGUACGAAGUUGCUGUGAAGAGGAGAGAGGGAAUACAUGAGUCUGUUGUCAAGGAUGUUGCUGCUACGUUCAAGGGAAAGACUGUGGCGCAGUUGGAAGGUAUUCAACUGCGAAUUGAGGAGAAAAUAUCAGGAAAACCUGAGGGAGUGGAUAUCGGUUACUGGGAGAGUCUUCUCUCUCAACUGAAAGCCCACAUGGCAAGGGCUCGUCUACGAGAUCGUCAUCAAGAGAAUCUACGAAAGAAACUGGAGGUCCUGAUGGCUGAGCAGGGAGUGGCGAGGGCGGAGAGUGAGGCCAAUGCCUCAGAGGUGAAAAGUGAGGCGUCGAGAGUGGAAAAUGCUGAGGAUGAGAAUGAAACAGUCGAGCCAAAGGGAAAGAGUGAUGAGGAGGGCUCUGAUGAUGAUGACGCACCAACAGCAGCUGAGGAUAUGCUGUCAGAGUCCAUUGGAGAGUACGAGUCUGGGGGAUAUUCGCCCAAGUACAUGUCGACCUCACAACUCGAGCCUGGUACCAUCGUUACUCUCGAGGAGGAGGAUACACAGAGGCUUGAGUACACCAGGGCUCAAGUGUUUAGUACUGGAAAUAAGGUCCAGAAUGUCAUGACUGCUGAGGAACAGGCUCUUCAUGCAGAGGCCAGGAAAAAUAUGGGAUCUGAUGAGGCGCAGUUCAGUGUUGAGACUUCGUUGGAGGCACAAAUCUAUCUGUGGUCGGAUAAAUAUCGACCAAGAAAGCCGAGGUAUUUUAAUCGGGUGCACACCGGGUUCGAGUGGAACAAGUACAAUCAGACGCAUUAUGAUAUGGAUAAUCCUCCACCCAAGAUUGUACAGGGAUACAAAUUUAAUAUUUUUUAUCCGGAUUUGAUCGACAAGAGUACGACUCCUGAAUAUUAUCUGCUCUCGCCCUACGACCCCACCGAGCGUCCAAAAACCGCAAAUCUCGAUCGACCAAGUGUCCUCGAUCCCAGCUUAGUCAACAAGCUCGACAUGUCAUUACUCAGUAAAGAACUGCUGAGUGAUUCCAUGACACAAAUUCGUCAUGGUUUACAAAAGUUGGGUGGGGAUCGUCACAGUACAGCAGACGUAAAGACCCUACGUCAGAAGCGUCGUAGCAUCGAGCACAUGUUAAUGGAUCAAUCACUGGUGCCACUCGGAAUCAGACGACAGUUGUCACCCGACGUGAGACGUCUGGACGACAACAACAACCGCAACAAGAUCAUGUCAUCGCUGUCAACAGUGAGAAUAAUAAAGUCAUCGAGACCAGCAGAGCUUGAGGUCUUCACUGGUCCCACCAAGACAACACCAGAGCCCUGCACCACGUGCGGUCGUCCAGACCAACCAGAGCGUCUCCACAGUCACCCAAAGGGUGUCCUCCCCACCAAGAUCAUCAGCAAGGAUCAGAAUUCCGGGAAGUCCAAGGAGACUGCCAAGAAGACAACGCAGAAACCGGUGGCUCUGAAUUUUCAGAGCGAAAAGACAAAGCUGAAGGCCAAGGACGUGGGAAAGGACAUGUCCAGUGAUGAAAAUCGAGGCUCAUCAGCUGCUGGAAGACGAGGACCCAGAACAGUCACUUGUUACAUCUGUGCAAGGGAAUUUGGAACUGCCAGCUUUCCCAUUCACGAGCCCAAGUGCAUGCAGAAGUGGGAGAGGGAAAAUAAUUCUUUGCCAUCCUCUCAAAAACGUCCUCCACCACAGCGUCCUGUCGUCCCAAUUGACCAUCAAGAAUGGAACACAGUCGCUUGGCAGUUAUCUCAGACACAAUUGGUGCCCUGUUGGAAGUGCGGCAGGACCUUUUUGCCGGAUCGACUGCCGGUCCAUCAAAAAAGCUGCAAAGCCAACGUUAAGCAAAAUUCAGCGUCGAGUAAGUCGGACAGAUCCGAUCACUCGGGGAGCUCCAGCACUCGUUCCCUAACGACUGUUCAAUGUGAAGUUUGUGGGCGAAAUUUUGGCUCCACGAGCAUUAAAAUUCACGAGCCCCAGUGUGUGAAACGAUGGCAGACAGGAAAUGAAGGGUUGUCAGGGGGUGAACGGAAAAAAGAGCCACCGAAACGUCAGGAGUCCGGGGAAAAAAUUUCAUCCUCCAGUCAAUUGCAGAGAAAAACAGUCACAUGCUACAUAUGCGGACGUGAUUUUGGCUCGACGAGUAUUGAAAUACACGAGCCCCAGUGUCUGAAGAAGUGGCACAUGGAGAAUGGAAAGUUACCGCUGAAUCAGAGACGCCAGGAGCCACAGAAACCGGAAGUUAUACUCAGCAGUGCAUCAACUCCUGGUAACCCAGUCAUAGAUUGGUCUGCAACGUCGGAUGCAAGAUGGAAAAGUCACUUGGGACAAUUGAUAGCUUGUAAGAACUGCAAAAGGACCUUCAAUCCUGAUCGCGUUGCUGUGCACGAGCGCACCUGCAAGGGAACACGUUAAUCAAUACCAUAGACAGUUUUUUUGGUGUUUCUGGGGUCGAGUGUCGCACGUCUGAAGGAUGAAAAAUAAAAAGAAGAAUACAUUAACCAAAUAAAUUUAAAUCACUGGUGUUAAUUUAUCGAAUAGAAUCGGUCAAUAGGUGAGGUCUUGACACUUGACCCAAUCUCGAGUCACGAAUUGAAUUUUAUUCAGUGUAUCAUUAAUAUCAAUUCCAGAGUACAAAAGAAUAAUUUUUCUCAGUGUAAAUGAUGAAAUUGUUUACAACAUUAUUAUAUCACAUCGAAUUAACUUUUGGAAUAAACUGGGGUGAUAUGUAAUAAUGGAAAUGAUUUGUGCUUUCACGAAAAUAUAUAUUUAUUUAGAAAUCUU